AUGUUGGAAAACAAACGCCAUGAAAUUAGCAGCCUGAAGCGGGAUUUGGAAACUCUUCGAGCAGAAAACGUUGAAUACUCGAAGAUAUUGGCUGAGAAGCAGUUGAAGAUUAGCGAUGCUGUUCUGUCAAGAUUCCAUGUUAUUGUCAGUGAUCUAGACAUGAUGAAGGAGGCGCGGGAAUGGAUGAUGAGAACAAUGGAAGAUCUGGUUGCGAUGGGUGAUCUAAUUCCGACCGAUUCUCUUUUGGACGAGGGAUUUGAUGAAGACUAG
Molecule: messenger RNA, 270 nt
Organism: Ostertagia ostertagi
Lineage: Eukaryota; Metazoa; Nematoda; Chromadorea; Rhabditida; Trichostrongylidae
Source: the annotation of a GenBank genome assembly